Molecule: messenger RNA, 349 nt
Organism: Owenia fusiformis
Lineage: Eukaryota; Metazoa; Annelida; Polychaeta; Sabellida; Oweniidae
Source: the annotation of a GenBank genome assembly
GGUAGAGGUCUAGUGAUGAUGUCUAAUCUAGGGUGUAGUCGGGGACAUUUCCUUUUGGGGGAGUUGUUUCGUUCAGUGGCAGGUGUCUAUGGUUGGGAUGAUGCAGCACAAGCAAAUGUGGAAUUUAAUACAAGGUUACCCGUAAAGCUUCCAUUGAGUAGUCCACAACCAUGGGAGGGUACCUACGAGGUCGAACCUGUGAACAUUCCUAUUGGUGGACCAAUAGAACUACCAUUUUCUACAAUAUACGUCGCUGCAUCCACUUUUCAACCCGACCAAGAACUAUGUCAGGUCGACUAUUACCCAUGCGCCAACAAGGAUAAUACCUAUUGUCCAGUGAUGAGCAUAU